Molecule: messenger RNA, 2980 nt
Organism: Labeo rohita (rohu)
Lineage: Eukaryota; Metazoa; Chordata; Actinopteri; Cypriniformes; Cyprinidae
Gene: letm2
Product: leucine zipper-EF-hand containing transmembrane protein 2
Exons: 11
Coding region: 382-1827 (481 amino acids)
Biological process (GO): intracellular monoatomic cation homeostasis
Cellular component (GO): mitochondrial inner membrane
Molecular function (GO): ribosome binding
Source: RefSeq, a predicted model, not a curated record
CUCCUCUCAUCGGAUGAUCCUCCUCUGUAGGACGGUCGGCUUGUCUGGGGUACCGGAGGCAACCCGUCAGUCUAUUUUAAAAUCCGAUCACAAUAGUACGUCAGGACGGAUGUAUUAAUUUACAUGUCAAUUUAGAUUUAAACUUAAGGAGCGGCAUACCAUCGUGAAUGGAGUAUCUCAUCUCGCAAAAGCUCCGCUUUUCUCCCGUACGAUCACCUCCGAGGAAAUUUGACCCUCAGCUGCAGGAGGAGCGCUGUAGAGCCGAACAUUUUUCUCCACCGUCAUCCGAUCUGACACCAUAUCCAAUGGUUAUAGCCUAACAGCCAUUACACCGCACCGCACGGACGUUUCUCGACAGGACACCAAAUUUUAAAUCACAAAAUGGCAGUUUUCAGCUCACAGGUGCUUCUCGCCGUAACAAGAUCAAGGGGAUCCUAUUUGCUUUCUAAAAGACAUGGCUGCGCUUCACUCCCGUCGACCGCGUGCAUACGCUACCAUUCAGAGUUCCUCGGCCGGGCUGCUGUCACAGCCAGGUGUCCCAGGCCACUGUACCCCUGUUACACAUCCAGCUACAUCCGCCCUGGUUGCAUAGCUGCACGUCCCCUCCACAGUUCUUGUGCUUGGCUUCAAGAAGUGAAGGACACUCCUGCAAAUUCUGAACCCAUCAAGGGUGAGUCUGUCCCUGCUGCCUCUGGCACUCAACCACCACCAGGACCACCAGCAGUGCCAAGGAAGUCCCUGGGACAGAGAGUCCUGGAUGAGCUCAAGCAUUACUAUCAUGGUUUUCGCCUCCUCGGGAUUGACACCAAAAUCGCAGCCAGGAUGGUUUGGAGGUUACUGCACGGGCAGCAGCUCACCAGGAGAGAGAGGAGGAGGCUUAUGCGAACAUGUGCCGACUUGUUCCGGCUUGUGCCCUUCAUGGUUUUUGUCAUCGUUCCCUUCAUGGAGUUUCUGCUUCCAGUUUUCCUCAAACUCUUUCCAGAAAUGUUGCCUUCCACAUUUGAGACAGAGUCCAAGAAGGAGGAAAAACAGAAGAAGGGACUUGCUGCUAAACUGGAGCUUGCCAAGUUCUUGCAGGAGACCAUUGCUGAGAUGGCCAGGAGAAAUAAAGCAGCAGUUGGAGAUGAGACUCAGAAGUUCUCGACUUACGUACAGCAGGUGAGGCACACCGGUGAACAGCCCAGCACUAAAGACAUCGUGAAGUUCUCCAAGCUCUUUGAGGAUGAGCUGACGCUGGAGCAUCUGGAGCGGCCGCAGCUGGUGGCCUUGUGCAAAUUGCUGGAGCUGCAGCCCAUCGGCACCAAUAACCUGCUGCGUUUCCAGCUCAUGAUGCAGCUGCGUACCAUCAAGGCCGACGAUGAGAUGAUCGCCAAGGAGGGUGUGGCUGCAAUGACUGUGGCCGAGCUUCAGGCCGCCUGCAGGAGUCGUGGCAUGAGAUCUUUGGGUCUGACGACAGAUCAGCUCCGACAGCAACUGCAGCAGUGGCUGGACCUGCACUUAAAAGAGAAUGUCCCACCGUCCUUGUUGCUGCUCUCUCGUGCAAUGUACCUGACGGACCUCACUCCUAAAACUCCAGUCAUCCCACCGGUGCCCAAACUGGAGAAAGCCACUCCUCCUGUGGAGGCCGAAACUGCAGCCAAAGGGAAUCCGCUGUCUUCCUCUGUGGAGAUGCUGGUGGACUCUGCUCCGGUUAUCAAAGACAGAAAGUCUGAAGAAUUGUUGGAGAAACCCAGAGGGUUGGACAUGCCAUCACCUGAAGCUCAGUUAAUACAUGCUAAAGAGGCAGAGUUGUCCCAGAAGUCCAAGAUGAGUGCCAAUGGGCUAUGAGAGGGGCUCCAUGUUUCCUCAGUCACCUUAUUCUGUUGGAGAAGAGGGUGGAGGUUUGAGUUUGGCCUCUUCCACCGCUGCUGCUUCUGCUGAGGAAGUGUCUCUCUCACAGUCCAGGAUUUCAGAGGCCUUGCCGUCUCACACCUCCAUACAGACCCGAUGGACUAGUCGCAUCAGAUCCUCCAUAAACAUCUGAUCCUCAAUUAUGUUAGAAUAUAGACAUCACUCCAGCUUGACAUCUGACGUUUACAUCUCCCAUACCCCUGAAAGAUUUGACAAAUAAUGUAAAAUUGCAAAACAUUAACUCAGUCCAGCCAGGAAGUGAAUAAGGAACUUAUUCUUUAGUCUUUUGCUGAACUCCAUUUUGUAAAUGUGUAAAUAAAUUGUACAAUACCUGCAUAAGUGCUACUGCUUUAUACAGUCGGCUGUGCCAUAUGUGUGAGCUAGAAGGUGAAAGAAGUCAUAUUUUAAUAUGAGGAAUGCAUAUGUUUGCAUUCUGCAAAUGGCAGAUGAGUUGUAUGUGGGUAUUUUUUAUUUGAAAAUUUCAAAUUCCCUUUUCUAUGGGAAUAUUAUGUUCACUCCCUCAGGAGAUGCGAUUAGCGGUGUAGCGAUUAUGCCAGGCCUGCCUAUGGCAGACUCUGCAGUUUGGCACAAAAUAAACUAUGUAUUUAAUUUGUUCAUAAUAUGCUGUGUCCCCCUAUAAUCAUGUGUUUAUUUUUUUUUCCUUGGUGGAAAAUCUAAAUGACUAUUUACAAGCUUAUGUUUCACCUAUGGUUAAAAAUAUUCAAAAUUCCCCCAAAGACAAAUUUAUUUUUUAUUCACAUUAUGGAUUGUUAUUGCAUUUCAUGUUGCACUGGAUAAACCACUGGGAAGAAAAACAAUAUAGUAUGGCAAUACUGUAAAGUUUCAAAUUUAAAAAGCAUUGAAUCCCCCAGGUGUUUGCUUUGUUUAUUCCUUAACCUGCCUUUAUCUUGACUGUAAACUUAAUUGAAUUUGUUGUGUCUUUAAACUGCCCUGUCCCAUUCUGUCCUGGUGCACUUUUUUUAGUUGAUCAGUUAUGUAAAAUUGAACAUUGUGUCUGAAACGGCCUCUUAUUCUGUUAAACAAUGUACCAGUCUUUUAUCACUGUACAGUCAAAAAGUAAAGGUGCUCA